CAACAUUGUGAAUGUUCUAAAUGCCACCAAAUUGUGCACUUUAAAAGGGUUCAUUUUUUGUUGUGUGCAUUUCACGUCAAUAAAUUUUUUUCAAAAAGGAGAUCACAAAGUCUCAAGCCCUCGUUUUACAAACAAGGCCUUUGAGGCUCCAAGGGGAUCCUGACUGCAAGUGUGAGUCUGGGGGUACCAAGGGUGGCUGCGCCCCCCCCACCCCCGCUUACUGGUCCCUGCCCUCCCGCAGCCUGCUGAGGGAUGCCCAAGAAGUUCCAGGGUGAGAACACCAAGUCGGCAGCGGCCCGGGCACGGAGGGCUGAGGCCAAGGCAGCAGCUGAUGCCAGGAAGCAGAAGGAGCUGGAGGAUGCCUACUGGAAGGAUGAGGACAAACACGUCAUGAGGAAGGAACAGCGCAAGGAGGAGAAGGAGAAGCGGCGCCUGGAGCAGCUGGAGCGCAAGAAGGAGACCCAGCGUCUGCUGGAGGAGGAGGACUCCAAGCUCAAGGGCGGCAAGGCCCCCCGCGUGGCUGUGCCCAACAAGGUCACCCGGGCCCAGAUUGAGGAGACGCUCCGCCGAGACCACCAGCACAAAGAAGCCCCGGACACAGCCGAGAAAGCCAAGAGCCACUUGGAGGUGCCGUUGGAGGAGAAUGUGAACCGCCGCGUGCUGGAGGAGGGCAGCGUGGAAGCGCGCACCAUUGAGGAUGCCAUCGCGGUGCUCAGCGUGGCAGACGAGGCUGCGGACCGGCACCCAGAGCGCCGCAUGCGGGCGGCCUUCACUGCCUUUGAGGAGGCGCAGCUGCCGCGGCUCAAGCAAGAAAACCCCAAUAUGCGGCUGUCGCAGCUGAAGCAGCUGCUCAAGAAGGAGUGGUUGCGGUCGCCAGACAACCCCAUGAACCAGCGGGCCGUGCCCUUCAAUGCCCCCAAGUGAGCCCAGAACUGGGGGAGCCGCCCCACAGGCGGUCAGGGUCGUGACGUCACACGCCCUCCUGCUGGGUCAGCUACGUGGGUUACAGAGAGGUCCGGGGCUGAGGCAAGUGUCCUGGGGGCUACGUGGCAUCGUAGGCCAUGCCUCCCGCUGUAGAGUCCCUGCUUCGAGUGACGCCCACCACCCCCUUCCUGCGCCCGUGGAGCCCUGGGGCUGAUGCCCAAUAAAGGCAGUCGGUGAA
Neomonachus schauinslandi (Hawaiian monk seal) is the source of this 1162-nucleotide messenger RNA. RefSeq names its product coiled-coil domain containing 124 (gene CCDC124). Gene Ontology annotation, molecular function: transcription coactivator activity. NCBI's taxonomy places the organism in Eukaryota, Metazoa, Chordata, Mammalia, Carnivora, Phocidae. Gene Ontology annotation, biological process: transcription by RNA polymerase II. The record is from RefSeq and is a predicted model, not a curated record. The coding region runs from base 253 to 924 and encodes 223 amino acids. The transcript has 4 exons. Gene Ontology annotation, cellular component: nucleus.